Messenger RNA from Oryza brachyantha (malo sina), 722 nucleotides. Its product is annotated as protein NOI4-like. The record is from RefSeq and is a predicted model, not a curated record. The transcript has 3 exons. Lineage: Eukaryota; Viridiplantae; Streptophyta; Magnoliopsida; Poales; Poaceae. Bases 166 to 405 code for a protein of 79 amino acids.
ACUUCGAUUCGCCUCCUCUCCUUCGUCUCUUCCUCCCCGCUGCCGUUGCCGAGCUCCUCCUCGCCUCCCGUCCCCGUCGCUUUCCCCUCCCGCGCGCGCCGAGAGGAGGAGGAGACUUUCCCCCCUACAGAGUCCGUGCUCCCCGGAUCGAGCUCGGCGCAAUCCAUGUCGGAGGAAGCAGGUCGUCCCUUGCCCAAGUUUGGUGAAUGGGAUGUCAAUGACCCAGCUUCCGCUGAUGGAUUCACAGUGAUAUUCAACAAAGCCAGAGAUGAGAAGAAGGGUGGGAAUGGACAAGAUACUGAUUCACCCUGCAAAGAAACUAGGCCUGAGAGGGUGGAAUCAUAUGCCCCCAAGACAAACUCGAAAUGGUUUUGCUGUGUGACAUCCAGCCCUACACAAUCUUGAUGAAAACGAGUGCCAUGCGUUGCAAAAUUACUAUCCUUUAAUUUUGCUAUAUACAUACUAUCCAUAAGACCUUGUAGGGAUACCCAGACUUGCUGUGCUGCUAGAAUGGGAAUCUCUUAAAACUCGAGGUGUGUGUAUGUAUGUGUGAGGGUUCUCAGAUGCACAUUCGGACAGAUGAACUUCUGAUUGUAAUUCUAGUCUUCCCUGCUGUGACCUUUUGUGAUGUAGUCAUGCUUCAGUGAUAUAAUGAAUCUCACCUAUUGAUAUAACUGCACACGUGUAAUUGCAGCUUCUGAUGUUUGAUGCACUUGAUCAAA